Molecule: messenger RNA, 2493 nt
Organism: Symbiodinium natans
Lineage: Eukaryota; Dinophyceae; Suessiales; Symbiodiniaceae
Source: the annotation of a GenBank genome assembly
AUGGAUGAACCGCUCGAGGUGUGGGAGCCACCUCCCGAGAGGAGGGCGCCAAGAAUGCGCGAACCGAAGAAGGAAACAAAGGAGGAGAAGCUUCGGAUCGUGUAUCCCCGGGCAUGUCCUCACUGUGCGAAGUCCUUUCCCUCCAGUACCAGGUAUCACAAACACGUGAACUACCACACGGCAGCUAAGACCUUCGAGUGUGACCACCCUGGCUGCAGAAAAGCCUACAAGAGGAAGGUUGAUCUGGAAGACCACAAGGCUGUUCACCUGAAGGUCAAGCCCUUCCGAUGCACGGUGGAGUCCUGCUACAGGAGCUUUACCACAAAGCAGUCACUGAUGUCACACAUCGGCCGGAUGCACAACGGCCUGACUUGCACUGCCUGCGGGCUCCGUUUCCGGAAGAAGGCGAAGCUGCAGCAGCACUGGGCCAUCGUGCAUGGGGCAGAUGGGGGGAAAGUGGAGCCAGGGACGUGCCCGGACUGUGGUAAGACCUUCCGACACCGCGAGUCAUUGGAGAAGCAUAUCCUCGCCAAGCAUCCUCGCAAUGCCAUUGCACCGAAGCGCAAGUGCUACAAGUGCACUGGCUGUGAGGAGGUGUUCAGCAGCUUCCUGGACCUGGUCCAUCACCGACGUGAGAAGCAUCCCAAGUUAUUCAAGUGUGAUGAGUGCGACUUUGUUGCCAAGAAGCGAGACCAGCUCAAGCAUCACAAGGACUUGGUCCACCGUCAGGUGACGGCAAGGAUGGUGGAGCGGGGCUCCAAAUCGAGCAAGAAAAGCCAGGAGUCCUCGGCUGCCAGCGAGGCCUCGGAGGACUCCCUGGACGCUUUCGAGGCCGAGCGUGACCGCCGCAUCCUCAACCGAGAGGAGAUCGCGAACGCACAGGUCAUCGACCCGGAGCUCUUCACCAAGGGCAGCUUGUAUUGCUCGCUCUCAGCGUUGCUGGCCAUUGUGGGCUUGGUGGAAAUGGGCCUGGAGACGGAUUACCGCUGCAACACUGGGCGCUGUGUGGCUGACGAGCCGAUCUGGGACAUGAUGACCCUGAUCUUCACCAUCCUUCCGGUGGCCGAGAAUUGCCUUCGGCUCUGGGAGGCCAAGCCGAAAAGGUUCUUCAUGGGGGACAGGACCAAGGUCAAGUUCAAGCUGGACUGGGCAAACUGUUGGGACACUGUCUUGGUGUUGCUCAGGAUUAUCGAUGUUUGGAUUCUGAGUCCGCUGGGCUUCGAGUCAGGUCUUCGCAUGGCCACCGGAUUCCGGAUCCUUCGCAUUGGUCCGGCUGUCAAGCACUGGCAGUCGACCAAGGAGCUGCGAGAGCUUUGGAUUGUGAUUGGCGCUGUGUCCGAGACGUUCAAGACGCUGAUCUGGGUUGGCGUCAUGCUCAUCUUCGUCAUCUGGACGUUUGGCAUCCUGAUCACUAUGUCUUUGAUCGAGCGACGGGGCGAGGAGUUUAACUUCACCUCUUCUACCUGGACCUUCGCGGACUACUGGGGCAGUGUGCCUCGCAGUGCCUACUCGCUCUUCCAGGUUGCCACCCGAGACAGUUGGGUCAGUGCCCUGGUGGCGCCUUUGAUCGAGACUGAGCCGCUGCUGCUGAUCAUCUUCGGCUUCUACUUCUGCAUCGGAUCCCUGGCGCUGAUGAAUGCCAUCAUCGGCGUGGUCGUCGAGUGCACGCUCUCCGCAGCGAGGGCAAGCACGGAGAAGGAGGAGGAGGACAAGAAGAGGGCAGAUACGCUGGUCAUGGACUCACUGAGACGGAUCUUCCACGAGGGCGACACCGAUGGCUCGGGCGAGUUAGACAUGGAGGAGCUGCACGUGCUGGUACGCAAGCAUCAGGUGCGAGAUCGGCUCAAGAUGCUGAAGCUUCCUUUCAGCGACCUGGACCUCCUGUUCUCCUUGCUGGACACAGAGUGCAAAGGGAAUGUGAACACGGACAUGUUCUUCCGCGGCUGUGCAAAGCUGAGGGGCCCGGCCAUGGCGUGCGAUCUGCACCAGCUGUCCAUCGACUUGAAGCACAACUUGGAGCGAUGCGAUCACAACUCUGAACGCAUUCGUCAAGUCAAUGAGACCUUGGCAAUUGUGCUGGACCACGUGGACGAUAUGGACAUCAGCAUCAUGAAGAGCGACGUGGACUUCAAGGAUCCAGUCCUCGCUGCCCGGCAGGUGCGGCCCAAGACCUCGAAGUCCGACAUAAUACGCGGGAGGUGGCUCAUCCCUGUAGCGCACAACGAGCAGAGCAUGUGGUUCGAUCUAGACCGCCAAGCCAAGCUCCAUGACAAGGGCGACAGCGCGGUCAAGAUGCACACGCUCACCCCCCAGGUCCACGAGGUUAAGGAUCAACGCAGCAUCCGCGACAGCAGAGAGCAGCCGCCGCCUCCCCCGAUUCCUGCGCGUGUACAGCCGCUAAGGGAUGUGAAGUUGACGCAGGUCGAGGAGGAUCGAGCCAGGUUGAACAACCAGAUUGCAAAGGCGUUGCGGAAGCUCCAUCGCUUCGAGUGA